UCCCUGUGCAAGAAGCUUCAGGGACGAUGCCAUCAUAAAUCACUUUAACAUGCUACUGCUGAUUCAGUUCCCAACCCUCCAGCCUUGGAACCAAGAUCAGGCCUUACCGUUCUAAAUUGUACGAGCUCCUUCCUCACGUCUCACGACCACCGUCCCGUGCAAGACCAAUGGACUGGGAACCGGUGCAGCAGAAUCUUGGAGCCCUCGGGUUCGCCGGCAUCUGCCGGGAGACCUACCGAGUGCUCCUCCACGCCAUCAGGAGCAGCGGCGGCCCUGGCGCGGCCAUUCUCUCCGCGCUAUUCCUCGCGCACAUCGCCGCCAACCGCGCCAUCCUCUCCUGGAUCGUCGCCACCGAUUUCGACCUCACCUCUCUCAUCGCCCAAGCAGUCACCUACAGUAUCUCCGAGGUCCUCUGUUUGUGCUUCCUCCUCCUGAUCUCGCUAGUCUGCAACGCAAUCUACGGUGUUCUGCCGUUCUGCGUGGCCACCCUCUAUUGCACCGACGGCGACUCCGGCGCCACCAAACGUAUCCUCACUUUCAAGGAGCGGCUCAUCCACAGUUUCAUCAGUGUGGUCCCCCUUGCCAUCUUCUACAUCGCCUUAUCCACCCUCGCCUGGCUCGAGCUUCCGCAGCUUGACACUUCCGACGAGGUCGUCGUCCUGCCGCUGCAGCUGCUCGGCGGCGCCGCGUUCCUCGCCGGCGCGGCGUAUGUUUCCGUGGUGUUCCAUAUGUCAUGCGUGGUGGCGGUGCUAGAGGACGCCGUCCUCUUCGGCGCCGUGGGCAAGAGCCGCUCCCUCCUCGCCGGCAAGUUCUGGGCGGCGGCGGGCGUCUUCGUCCCGCUCGAUGGAUGCUUCGUGGCUUUGCAGAUGUAUUUCCUGGAGCUGGUUCUUGACGACGCACUGGGUCUCGGCCCCUGGUUCCAGGUGGCCGCGGGGGCGGCCAUGGCCGUGGCUCUGUGGGCGGUGGUGGUUCUGACGAUGGUGGCGCAGCCGGUGGUGUACCUGGUGUGCAAGAACCACCACAACGAGGUCGCCGACAAUGUCCACCUCAACUUCGCCGGAGAGUACAAGCAGCUCGCCGUCGAUGGCGUGGAGCUGCAGCCCGUGACAGUGCAGAUCGCUGAAACGACGCAGAGCCCAGGCCAGGCCCCAGCCGGCAGUUAGUACUGACUACUGAAUCUACUGAUCAUUACUUAUACCGAGAUUAGUUUCCAAGAAGAUUUGAGUUAGUAAGUUGCUGCAGCAGCUUGGGUAUAUUAGCAUUCGUAUGAAACUCGGUAUUAUAGCAUGCUUGGUUCUUGUAAAUAUAUACUUCUGUCUACCGGUAAGUAUAAUUGUUGAAGUACCAGUUUACUAA
Messenger RNA from Lolium perenne, 1356 nucleotides. RefSeq lists its product as uncharacterized. The record is from RefSeq and is a predicted model, not a curated record. NCBI's taxonomy places the organism in Eukaryota, Viridiplantae, Streptophyta, Magnoliopsida, Poales, Poaceae.